Didymella exigua CBS 183.55 is the source of this 970-nucleotide messenger RNA. RefSeq names its product bli-3 protein. The coding region runs from base 112 to 822 and encodes 236 amino acids. The transcript has 3 exons. Lineage: Eukaryota; Fungi; Ascomycota; Dothideomycetes; Pleosporales; Didymellaceae. The record is from RefSeq and is a predicted model, not a curated record.
CGCAGAGUCUAGAUCACGCCUUCGGUUUCGCAGACUGUCAGCUCCGAUCACAAAGUCCGUCAUGUGGGGGCUGGAGCAUACGUCAUAGGAAUUGCAAACCCACCUACAAGAAUGCACUUCGUCACGAAACUUAACCCCUCACAACAGCACUCCCUCUCAAAGUUCUCGUUCCAAAGUAAAUUCACACGCAUCCCACAAGCUUGCACCAUGUCCUCUUUCAGCAACACCGACACCGGCUCCAAAACUGCCGACCCUUACACCGCAAAGAACAAGGAUGAGGCCUCCUUGAAGGAGAAGGUCGAGGACCUCUUUACCUUUAUCGACAAGACCAAGUUCUGUUUAUUUACCACACACGCUGGCGACAGCGACCUGCUUGCCAGCCGCGCUAUGGCUCUCGCCGCCAAGGAGGGCAAUGGCUUCGACCUCCUCUUCCACACCAACACCGAGUCCGGGAAGACUGAUGACCUCAAGGAGGACUCGUCAGUCAACAUUGGCUUCAUCAACAACUCGGGAGAGUGGGCUUCCAUCUCCGGCCACGCCUCGAUCGAGACCAACCGCGAUAUCGUCAGGAAGCAUUACUCCCCGGCUCUGAAGGCUUGGAUUGGUGACCUCGGCGACGGCAAGCACGACGGUGGCCCAGAGGAUCCCCGCAUUGGCAUCAUCAGGGUCAAGGCCAAAACUGUACAGUACGCUGUCUCGAGGAGAACAACCGUUGGUGGCUUCGUCGAGCUGGCCAAGGGCAUUGCGACCGGCGAGGCUCCCAGCGUCAACAAGCUGAGGCACAUUGAUGAGUCCGAGAUUUCGCAGUGGAAGUCCCAGUAAAUACUUCGGCAUCAUUUCUCUGCUUAGUAUAAUCUGAGCCGAUCUUGACGGAUGAGUCAACUCUCUUUGCAUACUGCAUGUAUCGCACGAGCCAUCUGUACCUUUAUGCAUAAUUAGUCAAAUAAACAAAACAAUUGAAAAAAGCCAC